Anthonomus grandis grandis is the source of this 1222-nucleotide messenger RNA. RefSeq names its product photoreceptor outer segment membrane glycoprotein 2. The transcript has 6 exons. NCBI's taxonomy places the organism in Eukaryota, Metazoa, Arthropoda, Insecta, Coleoptera, Curculionidae. Bases 101 to 1171 code for a protein of 356 amino acids. Gene Ontology annotation, cellular component: membrane. The record is from RefSeq and is a predicted model, not a curated record. Gene Ontology annotation, biological process: visual perception.
AUCCGAACUCACCUAAAAUGUUACCUUCUUUCCACCUGCCCCAGUCAAAAUAAAAAUGACACGAGCUUAGUUUACAAUUUUUUUUCCAAUUUCCAAUGAUAUGGCCGUUGGCUUGAUAAAGCUCUCGAAAAAGCAGCGGAAUAUCGUAUACAAGAUCUUUUACGCAUUAAACGUGAUGCAAAUGUUAUUUAGCGCGGGAAUCCUGAGCAGUUCCGCGUACGUUUGCCUCGCCAUAUCCCCGAAGAUCAUGUCGGAAAAGGCCGAGAUCAACUUCGUGUUCGUCGUUUACGGGAUAUUCAGCACCAAUGCCUUGAUCAACUGGCUGGUGGGCAUCAAAAUAUGCCAAAAGUGUCUUAACCAGGCCAAUAAGAAAAGCACCCGAAGUAUCUUGCUACUGUGGUACUGCGCAGGCACCAACACGGUCAUAACCUUAAUAAUAAUCGCACAUUUGUCCAAGAAGGCCAACAGGCACAUCGUCAAAUCUAUGAAGAACUCUAUACAGGCGGGCAUGAAAAACUAUUUAACGGACACGGAGGCCAAGGAAUUAAUCGAUAAAAUCCAGUACGAAAUGCAGUGCUGCGGCUACGACACUUACAAAGACUGGUACGACGUCGAGUGGCUAAACGACAAAGUCAUCAACGUCAGUUCAAGCCGAAUUGAAGAACUGCGCUACGACAAACGUCGCCUUAUGCUCCCGGUACUCCCGUGGUCGUGUUGCAAGCUAGACUAUCCGCUGCCGUGCUUGCACGAUCCGGUACAACAAUACGAGUACACCUCAGUGUGGGCGGAGACCCCGCAAACGGUCCAGGACUCCCUUAACACCGACGGCUGCGUCACCAAGUUAAGGACCCCGCUGGGGUUCGUCGUCGAAUCAUUGGCGGCCGUUAUUGGGGCCAUCACGCUGUUGCAUGUGAUCAUUAUUUUAAUAUCGAGGAUCUUGUACACGUCGUGUCGGAACGCCAUAAUGUUGUACGACGUGGAGGGCGUGGCCCCCGGUUGGAUUUUCGGCAGGGGCGAUUGCGGAUACGCCAGAGGAAAAACCUUGACGGAGAUCAUGGGUUUAACCAAUGAGGUGCUGGCACAGCGGGCUGUUGAGGAGAAACGCAAGGAACGAGCGAGGAUGAAAUCGGCUAAGAGUACCCCGAGCAAAUCGGUUAAGGCUGUAAAUUAAGGUUUAAAUUGUAACGAUUUUUAUUUGUAAGAAUACACGAUUUUAUUCAAA